GAGCUGGCGGCGCCUGUCAGAACCUCGGGAAACUUCUGACCCCACGCUUCAGGCAUUUCCUUAUCUGGCUCACCUCUCUUAUCUCGAGCCGCGCUUCCCUGGCGCGGCCUUCGCUAGGGAAGUCCUACCUGAGAUCUAACCCGAGAUCCUCUUGCUGCACCCCAGUCUAGAGCAUCCUGUAUUUCCCAUUUUUAAGAUCCCGUUUCUCCCCCUGCUGCUUCUGUGACCCCUCCUCAGCCUCUGCCAUCUGGAGGCUGCUUUUCCCAGCCGGAGAGAUUCAAGUGACCCAGCGGGAUCAGUGCGAGGGCUUUGCACGAGAAACCCUGCCUCCUGGGCCUUCAGCACAUCCAGCCUGGCCUACAGUCUGCCCUUGAUCCUCUUUAUUCACCUGUCCCCCCACGGAGCCAAAGGCCAGGCCCGCACUGUUAGGCCUGACUCCUUGCCCAGACCACCCUCCCAUGGCCUCCUGCCCAGGACCAGGGUCUUGCUGAUGUGGUAACACAGCAGACCACCAGGAGAUGAAUGGACACCUUGAAACAGAGGAGCAGGGGGAUCAGAGGCCAGACCAGGAGCUGACCUGGAGCUGGGGCCACAGGCCUAGAAGCGCCCUGGACAGGGCCAAGGUCAUGGCCCCCCCACCGCCGCCACCACUGGCCGCCAGCACCCCGCUCCUGCAUGGCGAGUUUGGCUCCUUCCCGGCCCGCAGCUCCCGCUUCGCCCUCACUCUCACACCACAGGCCCUACACAUACAGCGGCUGCGCCCAAAGCCCGAAGCCCGGCCCCGGGGCGGCCUGGUCCCGCUGGCCGAGGUGUCCGGCUGCUGCACCCUGCGGAGCCGCAGCCCCACAGACACGGCGGCCGCCUACUUCUGCAUCUACACCUAUCCGCAGGGCCGGCGGGGGGCCCGGCGCAGAGCCGCCCGCACCUUUCGGGUCGACGGGGCGGCCACCUACGAGGAGAACCGCGCUGAGGCCCAGCGCUGGGCCACUACCCUCAUGUGUCUGCUCCGUGGACUGCCGCUGCCCGGGGAUGGGGAAAUAACCCCCGAGCUCCUGCCGAGGCCACCCCGAUUGCUCCUAUUGGUCAAUCCCCUUGGGGGACGGGGCCUGGCCUGGCAGUGGUGUAAGAACCACGUGCUGCCCAUGAUCUCUGAAGCUGGGCUGUCCUUCAACCUCAUCCAGACAGAACGACAGAACCACGCCCGGGAGCUGGUUCAGGGGCUGAGACUGAGUGAGUGGGACGGCAUCGUCACGGCCUCCGGAGACGGGCUGCUGUUUGAGGUGCUGAACGGCUUCCUGGACCGCCCUGACUGGGAAGAGGCUGUGAAGACGCCCGUGGGCGUCCUCCCCUGUGGCUCAGGCAACGCCCUGGCCGGAGCUGUGAACCAGCAUGGGGGGUUUGAACCUGCCCUGGGUGUCGACCUGCUGCUCAAUUGCUCGCUGCUACUCUGCCGGGGCGGCAGCCGCCCGCUGGACCUGAUGUCUGUGACGCUGGCCUCCGGCUCCCGCUGCUUAUCCUUCCUGUCUGUGGCCUGGGGCUUCGUGUCAGACGUAGAUAUCCAGAGCGAGCGCUUCAGGGCCCUGGGCAGCGCCCGCUUCACGCUGGGCACAGUGCUGGGCCUCGCCACGCUGCACACCUACCGAGGACGCCUCUCCUACCUCCCUGCCACCGUGGAGGCCACCUCACCCACCCCUGCCCAUGGCCUGUCCCGCGCCAAGUCUGAGCUGACCCUGGCACCAGCCCCGGCUCCGGCCCCGCCUGUGGCACAUUCCCCCCUGCAUCGUUCAGUGUCUGACCUGCCCCUGCCCUUGCCUGUGCCCCAGCCUGUUCUGACCUCCCCUGGCUCCCCUGAGCCUCUGCCCAUCCUGUCCCUCAAUGGUGGGGGCCCAGAGUUGGCUGGCGACUGGGGUGGGGCUGGGGAUGCCCCCCUGUCUCCAGACCCACCACUGCCCUCACUGCCUAGCUCCCCGAAGGCAGCUUUACUCUCCCCUGUCACCGAGGGGGUCCCAGAAACGUUAGCGUCCUCUGGGUUCCCACCUCCCACCCCCGAUGCUCCGGGAGCCAUCUCUACCAGAGGGCCCCCUGACCACCUGCUGCCUCCUCUGGGCACCCCGCUCCCCCCAGGCUGGGUGACCCUGGAGGGGGACUUUGUGCUCAUGUUGGCCAUCUCGCCUAGCCACCUGGGGGCGGACCUGGUGGCGGCCCCCCACGCGCGCUUUGAUGAUGGCCUGGUGCACCUGUGCUGGGUGCGUGGUGGCAUCUCCCGGGCCACGCUGCUGCGCCUCUUUCUGGCCAUGGAGCGCGGCAGCCACUUCAGCCUGGGCUGUCCGCAGCUGGGCUAUGCCGCGGCGCGUGCCUUCCGCCUCGAGCCUCUCACGCCUCGGGGCGUGCUCACUGUGGACGGAGAGCAGGUGGAGUACGGGCCGUUGCAGGCGCAGAUGCACCCGGGCCUUGGCACACUGCUCACCGGGCCUCCCGCCUGCCCAGGUCGGGAGCCUUGAACCUAACGAAGCUUGCAUCCCGCCAGGGGCGGGGCCAACAUUCCAAGGAGGCGGGGCCUGAUCUGAGGGCGUGGCCUCGCUGCUAGAGUUAGGGCGAAGGUCCCACACGCAGGGGUCCCCAGCCCCGUCUCAGGAUUGCGCCCGCUCCCGGGGGACCAGAGGUGAUGUUAUUAGAUGGAGUGUGGCCCGAAUUCCAGAGACUCAUCACGGUCACAAAUGGGCUGGCCCCGAAGGUAGUGCCUGACCAAUGUGGGCGGGGCUCAGCCCAAACCCUCGCUUCCGGCUCGUAGGACGCCAGGUCGGCUGAGGGCGGAGACUGUUAACGUCUUCUCCAAUGACGGGACCUGGCACGUGCGGGCCGGGGAAGGCCUUAGUCCAUCGGCCAGUCAGGGCCCGGGUCUCGCCCUAUCCAUUCCGGUGCCUCCACUUAACUGGCCAAUCAGCCCUGGAGGGGCAGGUUCCCCGGGGCCGACGCUCGGAUUUGCACUAAAGUUCCUCCUCGCCCCCUUGCUGGUGGGGGGCGGGGAAACAACUGUCCCCCGUCUUCUGUCUCCCGUGCGUCCCCGACCCCGAUCUUCAGAGCAAUUGAAACGGUCUAUGCAAUAAAGGCAGUCGCUCCAUUCCUCUCA
Hyaena hyaena (striped hyena) is the source of this 3130-nucleotide messenger RNA. RefSeq names its product sphingosine kinase 2 (gene SPHK2). NCBI's taxonomy places the organism in Eukaryota, Metazoa, Chordata, Mammalia, Carnivora, Hyaenidae. The transcript is spliced from 7 exons. Bases 519 to 2501 code for a protein of 660 amino acids. Gene Ontology annotation, cellular component: intracellular membrane-bounded organelle; membrane; cytoplasm. The record is from RefSeq and is a predicted model, not a curated record. Gene Ontology annotation, biological process: sphinganine-1-phosphate biosynthetic process; sphingosine biosynthetic process; positive regulation of apoptotic process.